CGAGACGAAGUUUGGACAUGUGAACUUGAGGGGCAGAUAGUGGAUCUACUUAUACGUUUUUUUCCCCCCCAGGGGCAUGAAGAAGACCUGCUAAUUUGAAGAAAGCACUUUCAUUAGACCAGUCUCAAAUCUACCCAGAUUACUUGGCUCUCUUUCAAUACAGCUGUCAAGCACUGACAGCAGACCUGGUGGAGUGUUUUGUUCUUUGAAAACCCACAGGAGAGAUUCUCACAGAUUGUGUCAGGCUGUGGCCGUGUCGGCUGACAGACUGAGCAGCAUGUCAAAGGAGGUGAAGCCAGAGACCGUGUCACUGUGUCCUCUGAACAUGGCAGCUGCCCCUGAGCAGACGCCGCUGUGUAUCUUCGGAACAGGGGACUUAGGCUUCUCUCUGGGCCGGCGUCUGCUCCAGUCUGGCUACAGGGUGGUGUACGGCAGCCGCAGACCUCACAGCUGCGGACCCCUGCCUCCGGGAACUCAGGUGAUGAGCCACGGAGCAGCAGCCCAGUCUGCCAAUCUGGUGUUUAUUUGCAUUCACAGAGAAAACUAUGGCUUCCUAGAGACUCUUCUUCCUGAGUUAAGGGGAAAGGUGCUGGUAGACGUCAGCAACAACCUCAAAAAGAAUCAAUAUCCAGAGGCCAACGCUGAGUAUCUGCAGAGACUCGUUCCAGGAGCUCAUGUGGUGAAAGGUUUUAACACUUUGUCUGCCUGGGCGCUUCAGAACGGACCUUCAGAUGCCAACAGACAGGUGUACCUGUGUGGGAACAGUGCAGAGGCAAAGCAGACGGUGGCAGAGACGGCUACCAAACUGGGCUUCACUGUUCUGGACAGGGGGUCUCUGUCUGCAGCCAGAGAGCUGGAGGACUUCCCCCUGCAGCUGUUCCCGGAGUGGAGGAUGCCCCUGCGCCUGGCCGUAGGCCUCACCGCCUUCUUCUUCUUCUAUCUCCUCAUUAGAGAUGUCAUCUAUGCGUAUGUCGAACAGCAAAAAGACAUCUCCUUCAGAAUCAUGGUGUCCCUGGCUAACAAGGUGUUUCCAAUAGUGUCUCUCAUUAUGCUGUCGCUGUGUUACCUCCCUGGAGUCAUAGCUGCCCUCCUCCAGCUCUACAGGGGAACCAAAUACAAGCGCUUCCCUGACUGGUUGGAUCGCUGGAUGCUGUGCAGGAAACAGCUCGGACUGGUCGCGCUUGCCUUCGCUUCCCUGCAUGUGCUGUACACCCUCCUAAUUCCCAUAAGAUAUUAUGUGAGAUACAAGGUUGCGGCAAGUACAAUCUCACAGAUCAAGGAGAACCGAACAUCAGAGUUUGACACCGCCAUCGCUUGGCGCACUGACUCGUACUACUCUGUGGGGAUCCUGGGAUUUGGCCUCUAUCUUCUGCUGGGGAUAACCUCCCUCCCCUCUGUCAGCAACGCUCUCAGCUGGAGGGAGUUCAGCUUCAUACAGUCGAAGCUGGGCUACGUGACGCUGUUAUUCUGCACUUUACACACCUACUUGUAUGGCUGGAACAAGUUUCUUCGACCCAGUACCUACAAAUGGUACACUCCACCGGGAUACAUGCUCAGCCUGAUCGUGCCGACGGUCGUCCUGGUGGUCAAGCUGUUGCUCCUCCUGCCCUGUGUGGACCGCACCCUCACCCGGAUUCGACAGGGGUGGGAGCGCACGGAUCCUGAGGACGGCUGCGAGAAAUCACUGCUAGCAUAAGAUUGUUCCCGGAGAAAUUGCAGUGCAAUGAAAACACAAGGACAUAAUGCAUUUACCAAAAGCAUUAGACGUACAGGGGUAAUUAUGUUUCUUUGGACUUUAAAUAACAGCGUCCUCAUGUCAGACAGUAUUGUAAGAAAACCAAAAUGAUGUCAAAGGAAAUUUAUAUUUUCCGUAACUUGUUUGACCAAUUUUUUUCUUUUCGUUAGUGCUUACAAUAUGUAUACCUUGUAUGUCCAUGCUGUUUUACAAUUUUCCUUUUCCUAUUUUAUAAAUUUCUAUUUUGGGAUACGUUGUCACUGUUUCAAUGAUCUUCCUUUAUUAUUAAUGUCGCAAGUACACUGUAUGUAUCAACUGAAAAAUACUCUUUAAAAACUUCACAGUGAGUCUCAGCAUUGUCAUGCGUCUCUUUUCUCCCCGCUUAUUUAAUUCCAUUCGGUGGCUCAGUCAAACUUUUUCCCCGCUGAAUUUAGCGCGCUCUGUCUUGUCGUCUCCGUCUGAUCCCUCUCUGGGGUUCGUGCCUCCGGCUGAUCUGAUUCUUUUCUCCAGGAAACAUUUGCACUGAGCGCGAGCUUUCUCCCCAGUCACUACUGGAUCUCAGCACAUCAGUGCCAGGAGGACUGUGAAGUCUCCUCUAUCACAGCGCUGUGCAGAGAGGAUAUGAUAUUUAGUCGUGACAGCACAGAUGUCCACGGAGGCUGUUAAUGUUCGGCUGCGGCGAAGUCAUUUUUGGAGGAAGUCAUUUCAUGAAUGGAGUAAAGAAAACACUAAACUCAAACGACUCAACUGUCAGUUAUUACAGAUACUUAAUCAAACAGCUG
Salarias fasciatus (jewelled blenny) is the source of this 2517-nucleotide messenger RNA. Its product is annotated as metalloreductase STEAP4-like. NCBI's taxonomy places the organism in Eukaryota, Metazoa, Chordata, Actinopteri, Blenniiformes, Blenniidae. Gene Ontology annotation, molecular function: ferric-chelate reductase (NADPH) activity; cupric reductase (NADH) activity. The record is from RefSeq and is a predicted model, not a curated record. Gene Ontology annotation, cellular component: endosome; plasma membrane. The transcript is spliced from 10 exons. Bases 278 to 1696 code for a protein of 472 amino acids. Gene Ontology annotation, biological process: copper ion import.